This is a messenger RNA of Capsella rubella, 1506 nucleotides long. Its product is annotated as F-box protein At4g35930. Gene Ontology annotation, molecular function: protein binding. Lineage: Eukaryota; Viridiplantae; Streptophyta; Magnoliopsida; Brassicales; Brassicaceae. The record is from RefSeq and is a predicted model, not a curated record. The coding region runs from base 275 to 1195 and encodes 306 amino acids. The transcript has 5 exons.
UUUUUUUUUUUUUUUCCAUCUCUCUCUCUCUCUCUCGCUUCUCUUUCAUUCUCAAAUCGCUUCCCUCGCUUAUCGCCAUUUCCUUCCUCCAUUUUCGCUGUCUCGAUUUCGAGCUUCCUCUCUCUCCGCUCCUCCAAUUCCUUCAUCCCGAAGCUGAUUCUGAAUGUUUAUUGAAGUAGAAGAAGGUCUCUCUCUCUCUCUCUCACUGUUAAUUUAGUUGUGUAGGUACUUAAUCUUUUUGGCGAGUGUUGUUGUAGCUGUAACUGUUUUACAUAUGGGGAAGGUAUCUCCGAAGGACUUGGAUUCGAAAACCUCUGUGAGGAAAAAGAAAUUGAAAGGCUCAAGUAACAAAUAUUUAAAGCCAGGGGCUCUGGUUCAGCUUUGCUACAGUAAAGCAUCUGCUGCUAAGUCAUGUAAUGAUUUGGGGAAAAAACGUGUACCUGUAUUUGAUGCUAAGCAUGCAAGGAACAACAAUAAACUGGCUGUGGAACAUUUUGAUUCCCCCAAAAGCCCUCUGUUUUUGUCCCCUGUCAACGUUGUUAAGCGGAGUUCUCUCGUGAGGCCGAUGAAGUUUGAUGAUCUGCAGGUGGAGAGUAAUACUUGUAAGAAAAGCCCUCUUAUGCUAUCUCCGAUGGGUAUUGUUAUGCACAACACUUUGCUGACUACACCAAAAACCCCUCAAGCUGAUCCUUGCCAUUCUGAAUCUCAACUUGAAUCUCUUCCCAUGGAUUUACUGGUUAAGAUAGUUUGUCAUCUGCACCAUGACCAGCUGAAGGCAGUUUUCCAUGUUUCUCAAAGAAUAAGAAAGGCUACCAUGCUAGCAAGACAAUACCAUUUCAAUUAUACAACACCAGACCGCUCAAGACAGGAAAUGUUGAGUGUCCUGACCCCAAUGCCAAUAAAUCGUUGGCCAUUUCGUAGCAAAGGAGAUUGGAACCCAACGAUGGCGUCAAGCCCACAUACCCCAAAAGCACCAAAACAUGCUCCUCGACCACCCUUGAGAACCCAACUCACAGAGAUGAAGCAAAUCACUGCUGUUCUUUUCCAAGAUCAGACAACAUUCCCAUCAAGAUGCAUCGUUCCUUCUGUUCUCCAAAGGCCGAGUUUGUUCAAACCAAUGGCUCCAAAGCACCCUCGAGUGCUCUUUUAUGAAGAUGAAUUAUGUCAAGCUGUUGCUCAAAACAACCUUACCUGAUUACACUUUCUUGCUGCAAUCAGACCCAUCACAUGGCUUUCCUCUCUCUGUGCAUAUUAGGUUUGUCUUCAUUGCAUAAUUGAUCAUUGCUCUUGAUGAUCAUCACCACCUAUAGUAAGAAGCAUGCAAGUUUUGUAGCAGUGCUAGUUCUGGGUUUUAGGUUUACAUGGCAAUCUCGUAGUAUCAUUUAAGUUUGUAGUCUCUUGAGUUUGUCAUAAUAAGCAUGUGUCUUUGGUUUGGUCAGUCGAGUCUUGUGUAUAAUCUGGAACAGUGGCUUUGCAUAUUAUAAAUUUAUUGCUUUUGCUUGCUUA